CAGACUCUAAGAGAACGAAUAAGCACAGAAUUCAAAGCAUUCUUCAGCCUGAACUUUUAAGGAGUGCAUUUGGGAACUAGGAAAGCUGAUUUAUGAUAACUGCUUUAAACUCAAGCGACCAAAAGUAUACGAAUUAGGAGUUGCUGACAUUUCAAUAUGAAGGACAACUUCAGUCUUGCCACCAUCAGCAAAAAUCUUACCAGCAGUCUGGGACUUGGGAACAUAUCUGCCAACAAUGAGUCCACCUUUAACUGCUCACAUAAACCAUCAGAUAAGCAUUUAGAUGCAAUUCCUAUCCUCUAUUACAUUAUUUUUGUGAUUGGAUUUUUUGUUAAUACUGUUGUGGUUACACUGUUUUGUUGUCAAAAGGGUCCUAAAAAGGUUUCUAGUAUUUACAUCUUCAACCUGGCUGUGGCUGACUUACUUCUUUUGGCUACUCUUCCUCUCUGGGCAACCUAUUAUUCUUACAAAUAUGACUGGCUUUUUGGACCUGUGAUGUGCAAGGUUUUUGGUUCUUUUCUGACCCUGAAUAUGUUUGCAAGCAUUUUUUUUAUUACCUGCAUGAGCGUUGAUAGGUACCAAUCAGUUAUCUACCCCUUUCUGUCUCAAAGAAGAAAUCCCUGGCAAGCAUCUUAUAUAGUUCCCCUGGUUUGGUGUAUGGCCUGUCUGUCCUCAUUGCCAACAUUUUAUUUCCGAGAUGUCAGAACCAUUGAGUACCUAGGGGUGAAUGCUUGUAUUAUGGCUUUCCCACCUGAGAAUUAUGCUCAAUGGUCAGCUGGGAUCGCCUUAAUGAAAAAUAUCCUUGGCUUUAUUAUUCCUUUAAUAUUUAUAGCAACAUGCUACUUUGGGAUCAGAAAACACUUACUGAAGACCAACAGCUAUGGGAAGAACAGAAUAACCCGUGACCAAGUCCUGAAGAUGGCAGCUGCUGUUGUCCUGGCGUUCAUCAUUUGCUGGCUUCCCUUCCAUGUUCUGACCUUCCUGGAUGCUCUGGCCUGGAUGGGUGUCAUUAAUAGCUGUGAAGUUAUAGCAGUCAUUGACCUGGCACUUCCUUUUGCCAUCCUCCUGGGAUUCACCAACAGCUGUGUUAAUCCCUUUUUGUAUUGUUUUGUUGGAAACCGGUUCCAACAGAAGCUCCGCAGUGUGUUUAGGGUUCCAAUUACUUGGCUCCAAGGCAAGAGAGAGAGUGUGUCUUGCCGUAAAAGCAGUUCUCUUAGAGAAAUGGACACCUUUGUGUCUUAAAAAUGAGAGUGGAAUGCAUGCAAUCAAUAUGGCUAAUUGUCCUGAGGCCCAUCUGAAUUAUCUUUAAAUGGCUUUAGCAACAGAAGUCCCUCCCCCAUUAUCUAAUCUUUAUUCACUCUUCUAUAACAGGAAACAAAGUGUAACUAAAUUUUAUCCUUCAGUGACUUUCAGGAAUUGUCCAUUGUUUUUCUGGUAUAUUGGU
Molecule: messenger RNA, 1444 nt
Organism: Sciurus carolinensis (gray squirrel)
Lineage: Eukaryota; Metazoa; Chordata; Mammalia; Rodentia; Sciuridae
Gene: Agtr2
Product: angiotensin II receptor type 2
Exons: 3
Coding region: 157-1242 (361 amino acids)
Biological process (GO): immune response; inflammatory response; G protein-coupled receptor signaling pathway
Cellular component (GO): membrane
Molecular function (GO): angiotensin type II receptor activity
Source: RefSeq, a predicted model, not a curated record